AGUUUGUCUGUGUCCCCCUCCGCCAGUUUCCGAGCAGGAGGGAAGCACAGGAGUUCAGGAGACUCCUCAGACAGCAAGAAACAGAAGAUGGACGACAAGGAGUUAAGCGCCACACGUUACGACAGCGACGGGGAGAAGAGUGAUGACAGCCUAGUGGUGGAUGUCUCCAAUGAGGAUCCUGCCUCUCCUAGAGGAAGCCCCACCCACUCCCCUCGUGAGAACCAAUUGGAUAAGAGCCGUCUGCUGAAAAAGGAAGUCCCUCCCCUCAGCCCUGCCUCGUCCAGUAGCACGCCCUCCAACAAGUCCAAAGAUCUCAUCAUGAAUGAGAAGUCUAAGUCCAGCACCCUGACCCCCAUCCCUCGCUCUGAUGCCCCCACUCCCAGCAGCACCUCGACCCCCGGUCUGAGAGUAGAGGUCAUGGGCCCUGGUCUGCGUCCGCUGGCGUUGACGUGUCCUUACCCGGGUGCGUUUGGCAUGGUGCCCCACCCAGGCCUCAACGGGCUGAACGGCGACCUGGGUGGCUACGCCUCCCUACACAACCUCUCUCCUGCUGCCGCCGCUGCAGUCGUGGCCUACGGACGAUCACAAGCGGUGGGUUUUGACCCCCACCAUCACAUGAGGGUCCCUGGUCUUCCUCCCAACCUCUCUGGAGGAAAACAAGCCUAUUCCUUCCACGUGAGCACUGACGGCCAGAUGCAGCCGGUGCCGUUCCCUCCGGACGCCCUGAUAGGCCCGGGCAUCCCGCGUCACGCCCGUCAGAUCAACACGCUGAGCCACGGCGAGGUGGUGUGUGCUGUCACCAUCUCCAACCCCACCAGACACGUCUACACAGGAGGGAAGGGCUGUGUCAAGAUCUGGGAUAUCAGCCAGCCGGGCAGCAAGAGCCCUGUCUCUCAGCUGGACUGUCUG
Coregonus clupeaformis (lake whitefish) is the source of this 909-nucleotide messenger RNA. RefSeq names its product transducin-like enhancer protein 4. The annotation marks the transcript as partial. The record is from RefSeq and is a predicted model, not a curated record. Gene Ontology annotation, molecular function: protein binding; transcription corepressor activity. The transcript is spliced from 7 exons. Gene Ontology annotation, biological process: negative regulation of canonical Wnt signaling pathway; regulation of DNA-templated transcription. Gene Ontology annotation, cellular component: transcription regulator complex; nucleus. NCBI's taxonomy places the organism in Eukaryota, Metazoa, Chordata, Actinopteri, Salmoniformes, Salmonidae.